UUAGAACAAAACUUAUAUAUUAUUUACGAGCAAUGCAUCGAUAAGAAUAUCCCAUAAAGACAGAUACCCCGAACCCCAACUUCUGUAAACACCUCCUACUACUCCUCGAAAUGGCCGACGAGCCCGUGCUGGCGUCCCUGUCGCUAACACACGUCCACUAUGACCCAUCCGACCCAAUAUCCUACCUCUGCGCCUUCCUAGCGCUCGUGCCACAGGGUCUCUGCGUGAUGUACGCGACGCUAAUCUGGUCGACGCGGGAGAUCGAGAUCGCACUACUAUUCGCAGGCCAGCUCGCCUGCGAAGCGAUCAACUUCAUACUGAAGCGACUGAUCAAAGAAGAGCGGCCGCGGCGCAUGAACGGGAAGGGCUACGGCAUGCCCAGCAGCCACGCGCAGUUCGUCGCGUACUUCGCCGUCUCCGUCGCCCUGUUCCUGCUCCUCCGCCACCGGCCCCCGAGCCCGCGCGUCCUGCGGCGCAAUCACACUCCCAUGAGCAUGCUCGAGCGGGCCGCUUGGUGCGCGGUCGUUGCGGGGAUGGCGGCCGCGGUGGCGUGGAGUAGGAUUUAUCUGAAUUACCAUACGGAGAAGCAGGUUUUGGUGGGAUGGGCCGCGGGCACGGUCAGUGCGGUGGGAUGGUUUGUUAUCACGACUGUGGUGCGGCGGUCGGGCUGGUUGGCGUGGGGCUUGGAGACGCCGGUAGCGAAGUUUUUUCGAAUACGGGAUUUGGUCGUGGAGGAGGAUUUGUGUCAGGCUGGGUGGGAGAAGUGGGAUGAUAAGAUGACGGCGUUGAAGGCGAAGAAGAAGAACAAAUGACAUCUAUUCUGACCGAUAUACCCAACUAAACGCCCACCACCACCUGAUUUACUUGUAAAUAGAUACGUUAUUAUGGCCAUUUGACAGCAUAUGUUGAUGAAUGUGUAGAUAUGCCAUCGUAAAUAGCAAGAGGCUACCUG
Annulohypoxylon maeteangense is the source of this 952-nucleotide messenger RNA. RefSeq names its product PAP2-domain-containing protein. Bases 111 to 812 code for a protein of 233 amino acids. Gene Ontology annotation, molecular function: dolichyldiphosphatase activity. The record is from RefSeq and is a predicted model, not a curated record. Gene Ontology annotation, biological process: protein N-linked glycosylation; lipid biosynthetic process. Lineage: Eukaryota; Fungi; Ascomycota; Sordariomycetes; Xylariales; Hypoxylaceae. The transcript has 2 exons. Gene Ontology annotation, cellular component: intracellular membrane-bounded organelle; endoplasmic reticulum membrane.